AUGUCUUCCGGUGACUACUUUGGGUUUAACCCGGCGGAUCAACAUGCUGAGCAACCAGACAGGGAUGCAGGUCAUCCAACUCGAUCGCAGCAGCAGCAGCAGCAGCUACGACUUGCCCACUUUAACCCAAGCGGCAGUUCGAACCUCGACGAGAGCAGGAGAUCUAGAGCCAAUUCGGCCACGCAAUCGAGAUCGCAGUCGGACACCAGGAAACCUAUGCAGGAUCCUGUACUCUCCAGUCCGUUGGACAAUUUCAAAUGGGACGUCACAGGCAACAAACAGCCAUAUCCCAAACAGCAAAUCCAGCCACAUCAUAUUCACUCACUGGGACCUCGAAGCCCAGGAGCCCCCUCAGGCUCCAACAUGUCCAUUAUGCCAACGGGCGCGAGCAACUUGGUCAGAUCUCCAAACGCAACGAGCAGUGUAAGUCAUGGAAACGCAGCCGGUGCUUUAAACAGCGAUUAUUUGGUACAAAGGCACCCAGGAAACUCUCCAGGUCUGCAACCGCUUGGCGGGAUUUCAAGCUCUGCUCAAUCGUACCACAGUUCAUCUUCUACUGGGUCUUCAGCAAGAUCUAGUAGGCGACCCUCUGUAGUUGCAGCCGGGGGAUCUCUAUCAAAGUUCACCGCUCAACAGCAGCAAUUACCACCAAUCAAAACAGUAGGAAGCGCGGGGAGGAGUAUAAGCGGUCCAUCGAAUAACGGAACACCUACGGGUGCAACUGCCGCCAUCUCUGUAAAGGAUAAAAGGCACCACGAUUCAAACACUACCGUCUUGAUUUCUCCAGAGAUGGCAUCCUCAUUGAACACACUUAGCUCCUUGACAGCAUCAACCUUGGCGCCUACAUCUUCGAGCACACCAAAACACCACGAAAGAUCAAUGGUUAACAAGGGUCCCUCGAGUGUUUCUGGUGCAGGCAGUUCGGUUAGUCUCAGAUCCUUCAAGAAACAAUACAUUUUGAAUGAACAGCUGUAUUUAGAAAGAAUGAAGAAUAGAAUACAUGACGAUGAUUAUUACACAAGGGGGAUUGUUCCCACUAAUGAUAGUGAGGAAGAUUUUGAUCUCGAGGUAGAUGAUAUUUAUGACAUUCAAAACAGUAGUGCCAGCAUCAACAAAGCCAACGAUACAGAGAAUUUUGGAAUCAACUUCUUUACGACCAAUGAUCUAAAUAAAGACUCGAGAUAUUACAAUCUGAGCAUUGGUGGAUCCGAAAACCUUCUUAGCAUUAGUUCUACUUUCCUGUUGCAUAAAUUGGCAUGGCUGAAGAACAGUAACCCAAAAAUGGAACAGUCCAUAGAGGAAAUCAAUGAGCAAUUGAAGAAUAUCCAAGUUCGCGGAAAUAAUGACAUAAUUGCCACUAACUUAGGGAUCUGUAUGGAGGAGCUGUUCCAAGAUCCUACGAUAAUGGAAAGGUUUGAAUGGCAAACGAUGUUGAUUAACGUUUUGAAGGGAGAUAUCGUUAGAAGUGAAAAGACAAAGAUUGCUAACGAGAAUACAGCAAUUGGAUUGGACAAAGAAAGGGCAGAUAAUAUAUGGGUGGAACUGAGGGCCUGGAUGAACGGUCGGACUGUGGAAGAUCAAAAAAAGUGCCUAACAUUGUUAAGAAACUCUUCAGAUUCGGUAUUCAAAGAAGUAAUGGAAUUCAAAGUGUCGGAAGAUGCUACUUUCGAUGAACACGAAGUUGCAAUUAACACCUUAUUGGAAAAGUAUUUUAAAGUGCUUACCUUUUGGCCUAACAUGAAGAAAAUGCAAAUUGAUAAACCGAUAACAAAAACCGGUGACUUUAAUUUGAGAAUUGAAACGCUGGUUAGUUGGGCCAGCAUCAAGCUACAUUUGGAAAACGAAAUUACGAAACUAGCCAAAUGGACGCGCUUAGAAAAUUUGAAUUCUAUUUUAUUGGAAGAUCCGCCUGAUGAAAUCAAGGAAACAAAGAAGCAAUUUGCGGAACAGAUUAUGAAAGAGAAAGACAUUGAAACUAUAUUUCAAAAGAAAAUUUUCUUUCCACUCGCUCCUUGGAUUCUGAAGGCCAAAGUAUUCUCUAUUAAGGCACAGAAAUUAAUCCAAGAGUUGAAUUUGGAUAUGCCUAAUGAUAGAUUGGAAGUGCUUUUGCUCUUUCCGAUGGUUCUAUUGAAAGAAAUCAUAUCCGUGAGAAUAGCAUAUGCUAAGAAAUUACAAAAUCCAACUAUGAUGAUGAUUGAUCAAAUGAUUGAAGACUUUUCAUCAUACAUUCGCCUUUCGGUGCAAUUGAAAUCUACACUGGAUAACUACAGACAAGGCUGGCAAAUGGAACUACCUUCUGAUCCCAAUUUUGAUAAAGUAAUAAUCGAGGGUAUCAAAUACCUGUUCAUUCUUUUACAACUGAAAAUUCUAGACGGUACAACAAAGACGUUCAGGACUUCGAAGGAACCCGAGAUUCUGUUGAAAUAUUGGGAUGAUUUGAAGAACGUCGGCUAUUACAUCAAUGGCGCUGGUAAAGUAAUAUCCGUGGGUUUCAGUAAGUUGACUCUAAGGUUACUACAUCGCUUACACUCUUAUCUGCUACAAGAACAAAAUAGUCCACCUACACUAAAAAGCGCUAAUGACGGAGAACGUUGGCUAACACAGAUCUUUGAAAAUCUAGGAUCCAUGAAGCGGAAAUUGAAUAGGUUUACGAACGUUUUGACUAAGGCUUUUCAGAAUUCCAUAAAUUACAAAAUUGAGAACUAUGAGCGUCUAGUAAACGGCCUGAUAGAAACGGACCAUUUUCUGAUCUAUUCGGGCGGUGAACUAGAAAACAAUGGUGUUUACCUUGUGGCAAGUAGGGAACUUCUUGGUGUAACUGAUGCCGAAAUAUUUAAGAUUUUGGACAGCACCAAUAUAGGCUGUGAUUUGAUUCCAAAAUUGGAUAUCAAGAAUAGUUUGACAAUUUACAACGCAAUCGAGAUAGAAAAUGACGACAAUUCCACCAUUGCUCAAAGUCACGAUAAAGACGGCGUGCCAUAUCAUUCGAUAGAAACCAGAUCGUUCUCACACCACCGUGGAAAUCUAUAUUCCCAAAACACACACAAUACGAGUCAGUAUCACGGGUUAGUUGAUACCAAGCGUGGAUCGAAUAGCCCAAUUAAUGCUCAAAGUGAGAAUGAGCAGGAAAUUCUGGACUUAGAGUUUGAAUUACAGUCCCUGGGAUAUCUGUUAGUACUGUAUCCCAGCGACCCCAUAAUAUGGGAAGGUAAAAUUUUCAACCUUUCCGAACAAACAAGGAUAAAAUUCGACAGUUUUUUCUCGAAAAAUCCCAUGGGUACGAUGACGCUGAUUAGUGAGGGGUCCAGUUAUGCCUUAGAGUACCAAUUUGAUCGAUUCCAACAAAUUGCUGGUUUGUCGGCUUCUUUCUUGGAGAAGAGGUGUUUACUAGAUGCCGUGGAAAACUCUUUGCAAAGAGUAAACAAGGCAUAUUUUGGUUGCACCUAUAGCAUGUUAAGGGAUUAUCCUAAGCUCGUCACCACCUUCAAAAAAUGUUCUCCUUCCACUGAAGUAUUAAAUGGUAUAUUUCUGUUUUGCCGAGACUUUGGUCGUAACUUUUUGAGGAAUAACAUUGCCAACGGUGAAAAGAAAUCGCUGAUUAUACUGCUGAUGGUUGAGGUAAGUGUUUCGUGGUUGAAAUUUUUAACAGAUGAAUGUGAUCCUAGCGACCAUAGAACAUUUAGGUGGUGUGUCACAGCUAUGGAAUUUGCCAUGCAAAUGAUAAGUGGAUGGAAUGUUUUGGCGUUAAAUGAAUCCCAGUUUAAGUCUUUGAAACAGAAAAUAUCUGCAUGUAUGUCCUUGUUGAUUUCACAUUUCGAUGUUAUGGGAGCAAGGGCUGUUGAGGUCGAAAAGAUGAAUCAGCAAUUGAGACCCAGUACUGACAUUGAUGAUGACUUCGAUGUUGACGCUAUCUUACAGGUCAACUCUGAGUUAAGAAUGAAGACAAUUGCCCAUUUAGAAGAGAGCAUUACGAGAAACCCACAUCAAAUUGGUAAAGUUUUGGAUGAUACGGAACAGGGCAACAAGUAUCUCUCAUCCUUGGCAUCGUCUAUAUCCAAUGUUUCUAUUAGAUGGCAAAAAAGAAAGUAUGUUGGUGGUGGUACUUUUGGUUCUGUUUAUUCAGCAGUAAAUUUGGACAAUGGUGAUAUUCUGGCGGUUAAAGAGAUCAAAAUUCAAGAUAGUAAAGCCAUGGAAAAGAUCUUUCCUUCUGUGAAAGAGGAAAUGAGCGUGAUGGAGAUGUUGAAUCAUCCAAACAUUAUCCAGUACUACGGUGUGGAAGUUCAUAGAGAUAAGGUGAAUAUAUUCAUGGAAUAUUGUGAAGGUGGUUCAUUGGCCAGUUUGCUGGAGCAUGGAAGAAUUGAAGACGAAAUGGUGACGCAGGUUUAUACCUUAGAGUUACUCGAAGGGUUAGCUUACUUGCACGAAUCUGGCAUAGUUCACCGAGACAUCAAACCGGAGAACAUUUUGCUGGAUUUCAACGGUAUUAUAAAGUAUGUCGAUUUCGGUGCUGCUAGGAAAAUUGCUAGUAAUGAAACGAAGAUACGUACCGCCGGAUCGGGAUCCUCCCCCGGAACGUCCUCAUCUACGGACAAUCUCCGUGAUAUGAUUGGUACCCCAAUGUACAUGGCACCGGAGACAAUUACAGGUUCCAAAACUAAGGGUUCCUUUGGUGUUGACGAUGUCUGGUCCUUAGGCUGUGUUGUGCUAGAGAUGGUUACUGGCAGGCGGCCUUGGUCUAAUUUGGACAACGAAUGGGCUAUCAUGUACCACGUCGCCGCUGGUCAUAUUCCGCAACUACCUGCAAAAGAUGAGAUAAGUGAAGCUGGUGCAAAGUUUUUCAAGCGCUGCCUAGUAUACGAUCCUAACAAACGUGCCACCGCUGUAGAACUUUUAAUGGAUCCAUGGAUUGUGGACAUUCGAGAGGUUGCGUUUGGGACGUCUGGUUUAGAUCCUAGUACAGAAACAAGCUAA
Molecule: messenger RNA, 4971 nt
Organism: Huiozyma naganishii CBS 8797
Lineage: Eukaryota; Fungi; Ascomycota; Saccharomycetes; Saccharomycetales; Saccharomycetaceae
Gene: SSK2
Product: mitogen-activated protein kinase kinase kinase SSK2
Exons: 1
Coding region: 1-4971 (1656 amino acids)
Biological process (GO): stress-activated MAPK cascade; protein phosphorylation
Cellular component (GO): cytoplasm
Molecular function (GO): ATP binding; MAP kinase kinase kinase activity
Source: RefSeq, a predicted model, not a curated record